This is a messenger RNA of Caenorhabditis angaria, 3107 nucleotides long. The record is from the annotation of a GenBank genome assembly. NCBI's taxonomy places the organism in Eukaryota, Metazoa, Nematoda, Chromadorea, Rhabditida, Rhabditidae.
AUGAGAAAUGUUCCGAUAAUUGAUUAUAUUUCGACACUUGAUAAAAUUGAUGAUUCGGAUUGUUUACCAAGUUUGGAAUUGAAUGUUUUGGUAAAAGCACAUGAAAUAUUAGGAGAAGCUAAAAAAUGUUGCCAAAAUGAAAAUGUAAGUUUUUCAAUGUUUUGAAUUAAAUCUUUUUCAUAAAUUUUAUUUUUAUUUUAAUUUCAGUUCGAAUUUCUAUUCUUCAUUAUUUCUCGAUUCCGUGAAAUUGUCAAUAAUAUACCAUUGCUAGAAAAAUUAUUUGAAAAAGAAUAUAAUUGGAUUUGGCAAAAUUUAAAUGAUGAAAUAUCACAAAUUCUCAAUUGUCUUUUUGGAAAAUAUUCGAAAAAGCGAAAAUGUGCAGAAGAUCAUGGAACUAAAGGAAAUUGCAAAGCUGAUAUGAAAAUAGCAAGCAAAAUAUUGAGAGUUAUAUUGGUUCAACCUUUGCCACUUUAUGAUGAUAAAGAGAGAUUAGGUCAUGAUGUUGUGGAAUUGAUUAAUUCGAAAUUUGAAUUUCUACUUGAAAUUAAGCCGGAAAAACAGAAAAUUGUUGAAAGUUUUGAGAAGAUUUUGAAAGAAAGUUCGUUUCAAGAUGAGGAAUCAAUUCGGUGAGUUUGAGAAUAUUUUGAGAAUUUCUAACAUAAAUCGGAUAAUAUUCCUCUUGUUUUCAGCCAAGAAUUUGAGAAUAUAAAGGUUGUUGAAGAAUCUGAAAUACAAGCAUUGGUUUGGUAUUCGUUGGCUCUGAAUAGUUAUAGAACAAGUAAUCAUGAAGAUUGUAAAAAGUAUUCGCAGGUAUCUCUUUUUCCUUAUUUCUAACGGUUAGAAAUUCUAACCCAAUGAAAUUUAAUUUUCAGCUAUAUUUGACUUCAAUUGAUUCAACCUACGAUGAUCGACUUCGUUCUUCAGCUUGGGCAAUUUUAGCACACGAACAUGUUCGACAAUUAUUCCAACUCGAUAAAAAUGCAAUAUUCAAUGAAUGGAGAUGGAGAAUAUUACCAUUUAAAAUGGCAAUUUCAGCACAACCAAAUGAAGCUGUAAUUCAUUUCGAAGUUGCUGCAACAAUGUAUCAAUUAGCAUCACAAUUAAUUCGAUUUGUUCGACAAUUACCAUUAGAUGAUUUGAGAAGAAAAAGAAUCAAAGAUGGAUCGAUUUUACGAGAAUAUUCUCGAUAUCAUUUUGAUAAAUGUCUUCAAUUAGCACAACCUUCGUUAGAUGGAACACCUGCGGAAUUCAAUUGGUUAUGUUAUUUCUUCAUUGGAAAAUUGGCUGGAAAACAAAAUGAUGAUAUUGUAAAAGUUGUGGAAUAUUUUUAUGAAGCUGCUUGUGGAUGUCAAUUGGCUGGAUUUUAUUAUCCCGUAAAAAUUAAUUCGAAAAAACAGACCAAUUUUGAACCACUUGAAGUGCAUUAUCAAGCACAUUCUGCGGUUUGGAAAUAUCUUGAUAGAAAGUAAGUUUGAAAGGGAAAUUAUCAUAUCUAAAUAUUUUAUUUUUGCAGUGAUAAUCCACCAUUAAAUACACUUCUUCAAUUAGAAUCAUAUUUGAAAGUAUUUGCAAAUGGCCACAAAGUUGUGAAAUAUUCAAACUCGUUAUUCGAUACACCGCCAGAAUUAUAUUUGACAGUUUCAGAAUUGGUUGAAAAUGUGGCCGGAUCUGAAAUUGAGAAAGAAGAGGAAAGAGUUUGUCAAGAAAUUCUUACGAAAUUGGAAGUUAUUGAAAAAUUAAAAACAAUGUGCCAAAGUGCAUUUUUAUUGAUCUGUGAACGAUUUCCUCACAUCAAAUCACAUUAUCGAUUGGCUGAAUGGUAUUUGGAAAAUGGAAAGUGAGUUUGAAAUGAAAUUUGUAAGAAAUAUAAUAGUAAUCUAGAUGUUUUAGGUUCGAGUUAGCUUCAGAGCAGAUAUUGAAAAAUGUUUUCAAACGAAAGAAACGAGACGAUGGAGUUUUUGAUGUGAGCUAAAUAUCUUUACUUCUUAUUAAUUCGAGACAAAAAAUCCAGAAAAGAAAAUCCAAAAUUUUCAGAAUAUAAUUGAAAUUUCUUGCAAUGAUAUAAAUCGAGCUGGCUCAUUUUGUUUCCACGUUGAAAGAUGUCUUCGAGUUGCGAUUUAUAUCACAACAAAAAUGCUUGAUGUUCAUAAUUUGGCAUCGAUUCUGAUUAGUUUGAUCUCAACAAUUGCAUUGGAUGAUGAGUAAGAUCAAGUUUUCUAAUGAAUGACUAAACAUUUACUAUUUUCAGCCAGUUUAUUGAACCAAGAUCGAAUGUGAAAUUGAUUCGAUCGGUGUUAGAAUCAAUUGAAACAGUUUGUUUGACAGUUAGACCGAGAAGUUGUGAGUUUUCUGGAAAACAAUUAAGUUCAUAAAGAUUUAAUUAGUUAAUUAUUUCCAGCAAGAAAUACACCAUCACCUCCUCCUCAAGAAAUUUCACAAGAUUCUUCGAAAAAUGAACCGACAAAAGUAAUUCAUGUAACUCCAGCAAUGAUUCGAAAUGAAUUGUGGAGAAUUUGGAAUGCGUUUUUGAAGUGAGCUUUUUUUUGAAAUGGAGCAGUUUUUUUUAAAAUGUUCCCUUUUUCUAAACACAAAGUCUCAUUUUUUCCAGGCGCGAUAAAAAGAGUGAAAAUGAAAAACUGUUGGCUUUUGCUGAAAAACGAAUAAGCGCACUUAUCACAAAAAUUUAUGGAAGUAUUCAAAUUCUGCGAACCAAAGUUUUACAAAAAGAAUCGACUUCAAAUAAUUCUGCUGAAAAUUUGCCGAGAAAAACUAAAAAUGUAUUGAAGGUAAAGCAUUUAUUUUUUAACAAAUUUCAAAAUUGAAUUUUAUUAUUAUUUUUCUUUCUGCAGAGAAAAGCACAAGCAAAUGCUUUGGAUGUGAUUCAACCAUUUCUCAAAAAGACUGCAUUAUCUUCAAUUCCUUCAACAUCGGCACAAAUUGCUCAAGAUGAUGAUGAUAUUCAAUGUUUGGACCCGCCUGUGGUUACUGUAAAUCAACAAUUGGCACAUACUUGGAAUGUAAGUUUGAAUAUUUUUUUCGUACAACAUUUCAGAACUCACAAUACAUUUUUGCAGACCAUAAUGCAACAACUGUAUUCCAAAAAGUGA